Messenger RNA from Asparagus officinalis (garden asparagus), 720 nucleotides. Its product is annotated as GRF1-interacting factor 1-like. The transcript has a single exon. The record is from RefSeq and is a predicted model, not a curated record. NCBI's taxonomy places the organism in Eukaryota, Viridiplantae, Streptophyta, Magnoliopsida, Asparagales, Asparagaceae. The coding region runs from base 1 to 405 and encodes 134 amino acids.
AUGGAUGUAUUUGCAAACAGAGCCAACGCUGUUGCUGCUAUGCAAUCAAGUGCUCGCUACAUGCAACAACACCAAGCAGCUCAACAGAUGACCCCUCAAUCUCUCAUGGCUGCUCGCUCCUCAAUGCUCUACUCACAGUCCCCAAUGUCUGCACUCCAGCAGCAACAGCAGCAAGCAGCAAUGCAUAGCCAGCUCGCCAUGAGCUCCGGAGGCAACAACAGCAGCACCGGAGGAUUCACCAUUCUUCAUGGUGAAGCUAGCAUCGGAGGCAAUGGCUCAAUGACUUCUGGUGGAGUCUUUGGAGAUUUUGGACGGAGCAGCGGCGGGAAGCAAGAGACUGGGAGCGAAGGGCACGGGACAGAGACUCCUAUGUACCUGAAAGGCUCUGAAGAAGAAGGAAACUGAGAUCUCUUGUGUGUGUCCCUGUGGCUUUUGUUUGUGAACUAUCUUUAAUUAUCGGUAUUAGUAUAGGUAGUAGUAGACUCUAUGGAGGGUUUUGUUGACUUUGUGUGAGUUGUUGGUGUUGUGGGAUUGUGCUUUGAGAGCAACUAGCUUUUGUAAAUUAGUAGGCUGAGGAGUUGUUAGUAGUGCUAUUGAAUGGGUUAGAUGCUUCUCUUGCUGAUAUAUGUUUGGUAUUAUGGUGGCUUACGACUAUGAGCCUGUUAGUUGAUGAAUGUUGCUGCUAAAUUACGGUGAAAUUUUGAUGGGGGCUUAUUAGCA